UGUAGAAAUCUAACUCUUAAAAAAAUUCUGAAAAAACGUAUGUUCGUUCUCCCUUCGCGCCCGCUCAAAAAACUUCCCCAAAAUCCCACCGGCCUCAGACACCAAUCAUGGCAGAGGAACAGAUGGAGGCGGCGGCGGCGGCGGCGACGUUCCAGCUCCAGUUCGACAAGGCCAUCCCUUUACAUAUAAAAAUGGCAGAGUGGAAUCCAGAGAAGGAUCUGCUUGCUAUGGUUACUGAUGACUCCAAGGUUCUCCUCCAUCGCUUCAAUUGGCAAAGGCUAUGGACUAUUUCUCCUGGGAAGUGCAUAACAUCUAUAUGCUGGAGCCCUGAUGGUAAAAUAUUAGCCCUUGGCUCAGAAGAUGGUUUGGUUCUUUUGCAUGACCAUGAGAAUGGGAAGAUGCUAAGAAUUAUAGAAUCACACGAUGUGGCCGUUGUAUGUUUGAAUUGGGCAGAAGAUGAUCCGCUAUCAAGGCUCCAAAUGGAUACACUUCAAAGCCGGCUUGAUGCUGAGUUCCUUCUAGCCCAUAUGUGUUCAGUCAAGUUUAAGGAAUGGAUCGUGGUGCUAGCUACUUUAUUGCGACGUGCAGAGGUUUUGGUGGAUCUCUUUCGGCAUGAUUUGCGAUUGUGGAAAGCAUAUAGCAUUACUCUACAGUCGCAUGAUGUAUUCAGAGGGUACCUCGAUCUUCUUAAUGUCUUGGAGGAGCAGCUUUUGUCUGUUUCUGAUCUGACAUUGCAAAAUGGACCGUUGUCAUGAAUGUUAAAUGAUACGAAUUGAAAUUGAAUGUGGCAGUUUAGCCUUGUGUGAAUUGAACACAUACGGUUAGAUGGAGAAAAGCACGGGGAAUCUAAUGUAAAUAGAAUUAUUCAGGUUUUCCCCCCUUAGAGCAAUACCCAACAGGCUAUGGCAGCUUUUUGUGCUGUGAAACAAAAAAGCACCAUAUUGUUGUAUCAUUAGUUUGUUGCAGCGGAGUUUAGUGUGCAUUCUUCGCCUUACUGUAAGUAUGCGCUGCACUCUAACAUUGUAAAGCAUAUACCAAUUAUGUGUAACAAGUUGUUUUUUUGGUCUUUA
Molecule: messenger RNA, 1070 nt
Organism: Phragmites australis (common reed)
Lineage: Eukaryota; Viridiplantae; Streptophyta; Magnoliopsida; Poales; Poaceae
Product: anaphase-promoting complex subunit 4-like
Exons: 7
Coding region: 108-755 (215 amino acids)
Biological process (GO): protein K11-linked ubiquitination; positive regulation of mitotic metaphase/anaphase transition; anaphase-promoting complex-dependent catabolic process
Cellular component (GO): nuclear periphery; anaphase-promoting complex
Molecular function (GO): protein binding
Source: RefSeq, a predicted model, not a curated record